Messenger RNA from Tribolium castaneum (red flour beetle), 1930 nucleotides. Its product is annotated as replication protein A 70 kDa DNA-binding subunit. The record is from RefSeq and is a predicted model, not a curated record. Gene Ontology annotation, biological process: DNA replication; telomere maintenance via telomerase; nucleotide-excision repair. Bases 121 to 1878 code for a protein of 585 amino acids. Lineage: Eukaryota; Metazoa; Arthropoda; Insecta; Coleoptera; Tenebrionidae. Gene Ontology annotation, molecular function: damaged DNA binding; single-stranded telomeric DNA binding. The transcript is spliced from 9 exons. Gene Ontology annotation, cellular component: DNA replication factor A complex; nucleus.
AAAUUGGAGUGAUAGUUUCCGGUUGGCAGCAUUGCCGACGCCAUUCUUGCGGCAAGUCAAAGUUUGCGAAUUUUGUCUUUUAAUUAUUGUAAAAAUUCAGUGAUAUUAGUGCAUUUUGUGAUGGCUUCUGCGUACAAAUUAUCAGAAGGGGCGCUUCAGACGAUUAUGUACGGGGGCGAGGUCAUUGACCCUCUUGUUCAAAUUUUGGGGACUAAAAAAAUGUCUCCAGGGGGUAGCGACAGCAGCUCGCGCUUACGCCUGAUGAUUUCGGACGGUUUGCACAAAGUAAAUAUUGCAGUGUUUACUGUGCCAAAGAACGACCAGACUUUGCCCCACGUCUUAGAGCAGGUGUUUACGAUUAUUAAACUAAAGCGCUAUCUUUCCAACGUUAUAAAAAACAAGAAUAACAUAGAUGCGCGAGUUAUUGCGAUUUUGGAACUGGAAGUGGUUGCGCGUGGGGAGUUUGUAGGUCAGAUAAUCGGAAACCCUGUCUCUUUAUCCGACUCUGAAACCUUGACGCAAUCGAGUGACGUUAUCAAGAGAAAUGAGUGCAUAAAUGGCUCAUUUUCCUCAAAAACAAUCAGUCCCAUAGCUAGCUUAAACCCCUUUCACAACAACUGGAUAAUUAGGGCGAGAGUCGUUAAUAAGACGAAUGUGAGAAACUGGAGCAAUGCCAAGGGGGAGGGUAAGCUUUUCAGCAUCGAUUUGGUCGACAAAGGGGGCGAAAUCAGAUGCACCGCUUUCCGGGACCUUGUUGAUAAGUUUUUCGAUCGCCUUGAGGUCGACAAGGUUUACUACAUUAGCAAAUGCCAGCUCCAGCCAAUCAAUCGCCAAUUUUGCUCCUUAAAGCACCAGUUUGAAAUGUACUUCACCCCGGAAACGAUCAUCGAGCCGAGUUAUGACGACAAUGAGAUCAUCCCACAAAUAACGUACAAUUUCACCACGAUUGAUAAAGUAGCGGUCAUGGAAGCUGGGACCAUUGUUGACGUGAUCGGCGUUUGCAAGACAAUUUCGGAACUGCAGAGUUUUGUGGCGAAAUCAACCAAUCGCGAGAUGCAGAAAAGACAGCUCGUGUUAGUCGAUCAGACCAAAACCGCGAUUUCUCUGAAUUUGUGGGGCUCACAGGCAGAGUCGUUCGCAGUCACCGGUAAUCCGGUGAUUUUGGUUAAAAAUGCAAAGAUUUAUGAAUUUAGAGGUGCGAAAAGUAUCACUUUGAUGGGCACUAGUUUGCUUAAAAUUGACCCAGAAAUACGGGAAACCCACAUUUUGAGGCGGUGGUACCAUUCGGAAGGGAAUCAGGUGGAAAUAACGAAUGUCAGUCAUAGGAACGGAUACGGAUCUACGCCAUGGCUGACGUUCAAAGAAGCGCGCCAACAGACCAUUUCCGAAAAACCGCUUUACUACCAAACUUUCGGGACGAUUUUGUUGGUUCGCCUCGACAGAGCGGUGUACAAGUCGUGUCCGAACGCUGAUUGCCAGAAGAAGGUCCUCGAUUUGGAGAAUGGAAUGUACCGGUGUGAAAAAUGCAACCGGGAAUUUCCGAAUUUCAAGUACCGUCUGUUGGUUUCGAUGAACGUGGCCGAUUCGUCGAGUAGUCAGUGGGUUACUGUUUUUUCCUCAGAAGCGGAGAAAAUUUUGGGGAAAACAGCGCAGGAAAUUGGGGAGCUGAUGGAGACGGAUCCUGAUACUGUAGCAAAUAUGUUUGAAGAGGCGCAGUUUAAGCAAUUUAUUUUCAAGUGUCGCGCCAAAAUUGAAACCUACAAUGAUGAGCAGAAAAUGAAGACUGUUGUGGUGACUGUGGCGCCAGUGGAUUACGAGGAGUACAAUGCUUACCUGGUGGACAGGAUUGAAAAAUUCACUGGAGUUCCUUGUAAUUGAUUAUUGCUUUUGUUGUGUAACUUUCGCAAAUAAAUUAUUGUUUUGUUGGGGA